AUGCAACGUGCGGGAAGUGGAAAACAAAGCAGUAUAUUGGAUAAAUCGUUGAGCAGAGGCAAAGCAGAGAUAAAUUUCUCUUCAUUUGCCUUAUUAUUUGCGGAAAUGAUACGAUAUGCGAAUAAUCGAUCCAAUACAGUUAGCGAUCUGCAAGAUAAACUUUUAGGUUAUGGGAAAUUUGUUGGAAGCCGAUUAUUAGAUGUCAUCGUAUUGCGAGAGAAAGGUUACAGGCGUGAAACUAAAUUAUUGAACAUGUUAAUGUUUGUCAAGGGAACUAUCUGGAAGAAUUUGUUUAACAAGGAAGCUGAUAAACUAGAACGAAGUAAUGACGAUCCAUGCCAAUAUUUAUUGAUUGAAAAAGAGCCUAUUGUGAAUACUUACAUAUCCGUUCCGAAAGAUAAAGGAAAUUUGAACUGUGCAUCAUUUAUUGCUGGUAUCAUUGAAGCAGUUUUGGAGGCAAGCAACUUUCCAUGUAAAGUUAGCGCACAUUGGCAUGAUGGUACCACUUAUAUAAUUCAGUUCGAUAAGCUUGUUAUUGCACGAGAAAAUGCACUGUUGGAAUUAACGCGAUAA
This is a messenger RNA of Acanthocheilonema viteae, 573 nucleotides long. Lineage: Eukaryota; Metazoa; Nematoda; Chromadorea; Rhabditida; Onchocercidae. The record is from the annotation of a GenBank genome assembly.